CAAAAACUUAUAAAAACUUGUACUACUUAUAACAUAAAUACAACAAACAUAGUUGGCCAUCAUCAACUUGCUAAUAAUAUCAAUGAAACUAUUUGCAGUCUCAUUCUAACUACAGAUGCUGAAAUAGACCUUCUAGCAAUCAAUACAAUUAACAGAUCCCAAUUACAAACAAACCAAACUGAAGAUAUAAAACAAAUCUACCAGCACGCCUACAUAUCAAACACACACGCAUCUAAAACACAAUAUCCACUUCAAGGUUUAACUUUACCGCAUGCUACAAUUUGGUUAGAUAAACAAAUCUUUGCUUAUGAACAAGCCUAUGUAGCAAUUAGUCAAACAAAAUCACUAUCAUCAUUAGAUAUUCGUGCAUUAGACAAAUUUGCUAUAUGA
Molecule: messenger RNA, 390 nt
Organism: Racocetra persica
Lineage: Eukaryota; Fungi; Glomeromycota; Glomeromycetes; Diversisporales; Gigasporaceae
Source: the annotation of a GenBank genome assembly